UCCUCCCCCCCCCCAGGGCCCCAACCGGCUCCUGUCGGAGCGACGCUCGGAGCAGCGGCGCCUCCUCAGCGCCAUGGGCUCGGCCGCGCCCUUGGACAGCGACCUCCUCAAGCUCAACCAGCUCAAGUUCCGGAAGAAGCGGCUGCGUUUUGGGCGGAGCCGGAUCCACGAGUGGGGCCUGUUCGCCAUGGAGCCCAUCGCCGCCGACGAGAUGGUCAUCGAGUACGUGGGGCAGAACAUCCGCCAGGUGGUGGCCGACAUGCGGGAGAAGCGCUACGUGCAGGAGGGCAUCGGCAGCAGUUACCUCUUCCGCGUGGACCACGACACCAUCAUCGACGCCACCAAGUGCGGCAACUUGGCCCGGUUCAUCAACCACUGCUGCACGGUGAGGCCACCGGGGUGGACCUGGGGCCACCAGAGUUGACGUGGGGCCACCAGAGUUGACUUGAGGCCACCACAGUUGACUUGGGACCACCACCAUUGUUGACCUGAGGCCACCAG
Molecule: messenger RNA, 501 nt
Organism: Calidris pugnax (ruff)
Lineage: Eukaryota; Metazoa; Chordata; Aves; Charadriiformes; Scolopacidae
Product: histone-lysine N-methyltransferase SETD1A-like
Exons: 3
Coding region: 74-424 (116 amino acids)
Cellular component (GO): Set1C/COMPASS complex
Molecular function (GO): protein binding; histone H3K4 methyltransferase activity
Source: RefSeq, a predicted model, not a curated record